This is a messenger RNA of Colletotrichum karsti, 876 nucleotides long. RefSeq lists its product as uncharacterized. The coding region runs from base 1 to 876 and encodes 291 amino acids. The transcript has a single exon. NCBI's taxonomy places the organism in Eukaryota, Fungi, Ascomycota, Sordariomycetes, Glomerellales, Glomerellaceae. The record is from RefSeq and is a predicted model, not a curated record.
AUGGCAACCACAUCGAUGCUCCACAUCAACACCGGUCAAGUCGACAAUUCCGCGGGCUCAUCUUGGUGGAAUACGGUCUUGACUUCAGACCAGGACCCUGAUUACGACGUCUCAGAGCUGGAGAUCUCGCCAGGCUUUUCUAGUCUUUCGAGUUAUGAGCAAACCGCCGACGGCGCCACAGAGUACUUCCCUUACCAGGGAUAUGAGAACGACGAACCGACUUUGGAUCUCAACAUCAAACAGGCCACAAAAGCCCAGCUAGAACGGUUUCUGACAAUCCAUUGGGAUCAGCAAGAAUGGCUUCCGCUCCAAUGGCAAGAUUCCUCGAGCACUUGCAGGACCGUCAUGGCUCAGUUGGCGCUGGCCACCAAGCUAUGGAUACGACACCGACCACACCUCCCCCUAAUCUAUCUUUGGUACCAAGACGAGGAUCCAGAUCGGUGUGGCGCCUUCGUCCGCGCCAUCCACUACCGCCGACACGGGACAGUUCCUCUGCUCACCGUCGAAAACGCGAAGCGUGCGGUUCAGAUGUUGAGGCAACAGUUUGGGCACAAGUCGAAAGUUAUGCCUUCGGCAAAACGAUUUCUGGAUGAUGCUGAGGGGUCAAGCAGCGCAGUGGUACCACAGGACGGGUUUCGAGAUGUGGAAAAAGAGGGUUAUGCGCCCUGGGCCGCAAGAUACGCGGGACAUCACCAGGACAUCUCUGCAUCUUGCUCCUCGAGAACGUAUCCACACGCCACAGAUAUCUGGGUGAGCCCACAGGAGCUUGUUUCGCCAGGUGAAGGAUCAAGUCGGGCGGGAUACUUCGUUCGUCGGGAGGCCCAUUCUUCGGGCAGUCAGCAAAUGACUGAAUGGCAUAGAUCGAUAGCCAAAUGA